AGGUCUUCAGCCCGGGCUAACCAGCUAACUUCUUUCCAGACUUCACGAAACAACUCGUCAAUUCAUCAAACCUCGACCGAGAUGGAUGACUGGAGUGUGGCCGAAUUGAAGGCAGCCCUGCCUAAGGAACCUGCUGCUCCAUCCACCACCCAGGAUGCCCCUCCACCUGCUGUUGAGGGUGCUGCACCUUCUGCUUCUGAAGUCCCAAAGCUUUCUCGGCCUCCCAGUGGCUGGGGCGAUCCCGUGCCCUACGACUACACUGAGUCGGAUGUUAACCGCGAGUGGGGAAGCAGCGCCCAGGUGUAUGAGUGGGAUGGCGAGAUGGGCGAGGUUGGCCCCGAGAUUCCUGAGCUUGAGAAGCAGCUUUUCGGCUCCGUUGAGCAGCGAGAAGGCGCCGGCCUUGACUUCUCUGCCAUCGCCGAGAUUAACGUCACUCAGGAGGGUAUCACGCGUAUCCGUCCCAUCUGGAAAUUUGAGGAAGCCGGCCUUCACCCAGUCAUGUUGAAGAAUGUCGAGAUGGCCGGUUACAAGGAUCCUACACCGAUCCAAAAGUACGCACUUCCCGCUAUCAAGCUAGGCCAUGACUUGAUCGCGAUCGCCCAGACUGGUGAGUAUCUCGAGUCUACUCAAACAUUGCAACUAUAUGGGCCCCCUCCCGCUGACAUAGACGUUUCUAUCGUAGGCUCCGGAAAGACCGCCGCUUAUCUCGUGCCAAUCUUAAGUCACUUGAUGGGCAAGGCCAAGAAACUUGCUGCUCCGCGCCCCAGCGUCAAGGAGCGCGUGGAGGGAACUGCCCGACCAGUCCGAGCCGAGCCACUUGUCGUGAUCAUCUGUCCGGCCCGAGAGUUGGCAAUUCAGAUCUUCAACGAAGCACGCAAAUUCUGUUAUCGUACCAUGCUUCGUCCAUGCGUUGUAUAUGGUGGCGGACCCCACCAGGAGCAGCGAGUCCAGCUCCAGAACGGUUGCGACAUUCUCAUUGGCACCCCGGGCCGCCUCGUGGAUAUGAUGGAGCGGUCGGAUGUGCUGAGUUUUCGCCGAAUCCAGUAUAUGGUGAUCGACGAAGCCGACGAGAUGCUUGAUGUGGACUGGCAGGUCGAGCUCAACAAGAUCAUGUCUGGUGGAGAACAAGAUGAGGGCAAUGUGAAAUACAUGCUCUUCUCGGCCACAUUCCCUGCGCCCGUCCGAAAGCUAGCCAAAUCACAUCUGUCCGAGUCGCACGUCCGUAUCCGUGUCGGUCGUAUCGGCAGCACUCAUGCCAAUAUCAAGCAAGAUGUCAUCUUCGUGUUGCCGCACCUGAAGAACCAGGCCCUCCACGACCGCAUCGUUUCGGCCCCGCCCGGCCGAACAAUCAUCUUCGUCAAUAAUAAGCGCACGGCAGACGAGGUCGACGACUAUCUCUUCCAGAGAAACUGGCCGUGCACUUCGAUGCAUUCUGACCGCACCCAGCGUGAGAGAGAGGAUGCGAUGAGGGCCUUCCGCAGUGGAAAGUCGCCUGUUCUCAUCACGACUGGUGUGACUGCCCGUGGUAUCGACGUGCGCAACGUGAAGCACGUAAUCAACUAUGACCUCCCGAGCAUGGAUCACGGCGGCAUCCAGGAAUACAUUCACCGUAUUGGUCGAACGGGCCGGAUCGGAUUUACGGGCCUCGCAACAUCUUUUUACACCGACCGCGACGAGCCCAUCGCUCAGCAGCUUGUCAUGACUCUGAUGGAGACAAAGCAAGAAGUCCCCGACUUCCUCCGGGAGUACAUCCCCGAGGGCGUCGAUCCAGCCAACUUCAAGAUCGAAGAUGACAAUAGCGAGGCUAGUGAUGGCGAGGGAGUGGGUGACGGAGAUGUUGAAGGCGAUGGUUGGGGCACCGGAACCUGGGGUGAGGGUGCCAACGACGACGAAAAGGAGGAGCAGUGGUAAAUGUGGUUGGUUCAACCGACUAUUUUGCAAAUUCUGGUAGAUCUGUUGUCGUCUCAACCCCUCUCAGUAGUUCUGCAUCGUUGAGAAAGCCCGCAGCUUCAUAGCAAACCGCAGUUUCUAAAGACGACUCAGUUGCUUAGUAUGAAAGGGCAGCUCUAUGUAGAUAGCUGCUAGAGGGGGGAGGGGGGCGCAUUGUGUAUAGAGUCAGGAAUCUCUGAUUAAUUCACUCCGUUC
Durotheca rogersii is the source of this 2145-nucleotide messenger RNA. Its product is annotated as P-loop containing nucleoside triphosphate hydrolase protein. The transcript has 4 exons. The coding region runs from base 82 to 1911 and encodes 609 amino acids. The record is from RefSeq and is a predicted model, not a curated record. Gene Ontology annotation, cellular component: nucleus. Lineage: Eukaryota; Fungi; Ascomycota; Sordariomycetes; Xylariales; Xylariaceae. Gene Ontology annotation, molecular function: RNA binding; RNA helicase activity; ATP binding.